This is a messenger RNA of Pezoporus flaviventris, 1456 nucleotides long. RefSeq names its product sosondowah ankyrin repeat domain family member A (gene SOWAHA). Lineage: Eukaryota; Metazoa; Chordata; Aves; Psittaciformes; Psittacidae. Gene Ontology annotation, molecular function: protein binding. The transcript has a single exon. The record is from RefSeq and is a predicted model, not a curated record. The coding region runs from base 69 to 1400 and encodes 443 amino acids.
CGAGGCCUCAGGGCUCAGCUCCGGGGCUGGACGGCGGCGACUCCAUCACCACCACCUGUAGCGGCGGGAUGGAGGAGUCGGACCUCAGCGCCGCGGCCGUGCUGGGCUUCCUGCGGGAGCGCGGCGGGCGGGUGCGCAACACCGAGCUGGUGAGCGCCUUCCGGCCGCUGCUGGAGGCCGGCGGGGACGCGGCGGCGCGGCGGGAGCGGUUCAAGGCGGCGGUGAACGCCGUGGCCGUGGUGAAGGAGCGCGACGGCGCCAAGUUCGUGGUCCUGCGGCGGGAGCUGCGCCGGGACCCUCCAGCGGGGGCCGCGCUGGCGCCGGGGGGCGAUGGCGGCGGCCCCGACCCCAGCCCCGAGCCCGUCCCCGGGGGGCGGCUGUCGCCGGCGCCCCCCGAGGAGCUGCCGGGGCCGCGGGCAGUGUCCGAGCUGCGGGGUCUGUUCCAGGGCGGCGGGGGAGCGGUGCCGCUGCCCGGCGGCGCGGCGGGGGCCCGGCGGGAGCCGCUGCCCAAGCCCUGCAUGCUGCCGGUGCGCUGCGUGCCGGCCCCCGCCGCCGCGCCGGGGCUGCCGGAGGCGCUGGGGUCCCCUCUGUCACCCCCGGAGGUGGAGACCGGGUCCCGCUCGCCCUACCUGCGGCGGGCGCCCAAGAGCCACCGGGCCAGCGAGGAGACGUCGGCGGUGCCCCUGGAGCAGGCCGAGCACCAGUGGCUGGUGAUGGCUGCGGACGGGCAGUGGACGCAGCAGCUCCACGGGCUGCUGCUGGGCGACGCCAGCUUGGCGGACAGGAGGGACUUCAUCUCGGGCUUCACCGCCCUGCACUGGGCCGCCAAGAGCGGCAACUGCGACAUGGUGACAAACAUCAUCAGAGCGGCCGAGAAGGGGGGGACCCGCGUCAACGUGGAUGCGAGGUCGCACGGAGGCUACACAGCCCUUCACCUGGCUGCCAUCCACGGCCAGGAGAAGAUCAUCACCAUGCUGGUGUACAGCUACCACGCCAAGACCGACCUGCGGGACUACAGCGGGAAGAAGCCGCAUCAGUACUUAAAGGAAGGGGCGUCCUCUGUGGUCAGGCGCUUGCUGGGGGAUCCCAGCCUUCCCCACAGCACGGAGCCCUCCGCGCCCAUCAAGAAGAGCACAAAGCUUGCAGCUUCCAUCUUGAGCUCCACGAGCACUUUCCUGGGGGUGAUAUCCGAUGACAUGGCUUUCUACGAUCUCACCAAAGGUUUAAGGAAGCCUUCGUCUUUAAACAAGCUCCUGGCUGCCACUACGGGCCCAAGGAGGAAGCCAAAGACCAGAGGGGGCUUCCCUUCAUAUUCCUCCCUCUCCGAGGUAAUGGAGGAGGAGGAAGAGGAGGUCGUUGUGAAGCGCAGACCUGUUUCUGAGCUGUUCUUUGGCCACUAGCCGCUGCCUUCUUGGGAUCCAAAUUGUUUAAUAAUGCGACCGGGGCCUCAAUUUCU